Molecule: messenger RNA, 4173 nt
Organism: Henningerozyma blattae CBS 6284
Lineage: Eukaryota; Fungi; Ascomycota; Saccharomycetes; Saccharomycetales; Saccharomycetaceae
Gene: FIR1
Product: Fir1p
Exons: 1
Coding region: 1-4173 (1390 amino acids)
Source: RefSeq, a predicted model, not a curated record
AUGAAUGAAAAAACAGCAAUCCUGAAACCAUCAGUAUCAACAUCUCCCCCAAUGAAUAGGUCACCAUCGCCAAUACUCAAACAUAAAAGGACAAAAAGUAAUUCACCUUCGAAAGUUCGUUUUUCAGACGACAUUGCUGAGCCCACUGCUCCUGCCGUUGCCAUUACAAGUGACAAUCAACCACAAUUAAAGAAAUCCACAGUACCUUUAGAAUCACAAAUGCAAGAAUCAUCAAAUCAUUCAACAGAAGACUUGGGUGCCUUAAAAGGUCAUUUCUUCACUACAAAUUCAAACGUCUUGUUGGAUGUCCCCAAAGAUGUUUGGGAAUUCCACAAUGCAAAUAUGAUUAAAAAAAAUUUUAACAAUGUUUCAAAAAAUGUUUCAAAUAAAAAUACAAAGGGUUCUCCUAAACCUGCUAGCAAGCACAAGAGAAAUAAUUAUUCGAUUUCCAUUGCUGAUUUCACCAAUAACAACAACAACAACAAUAAAUCAUCAAUGAGUAAGAAAUAUGCCCAUGAGAGAUCGAAAUCAUUACAAUCAAUUAUUGUAUCAACAAUCCAAUCAUAUAACAAUUCUUCCAAUAUAUCAAUAAAUAACACUUCGUUCAAUACCUCUUUCAAUCCUUCCACAAUUAAUGAUUCGAGUCUCAGCACAAUAAGCCAAGUAUCACCAUUACAUCUGCGCCAUAAUAAUAAUAAUAAUAAUAAUAAUAAUUCAAGAGACAUAUCCACUAAUAAAAACAACAACAACAAUUUGAUCACUACUACAAAUACAAUCCAAAACAAUCUAUAUUUGGCUCCUACUUCUCCUUUAAAUAAAUUCAAUAUUUCAGUACCUUUACAAAUCUCCUUGCCUCCCUAUUUAUCACCAAAAAAUAAAAAUAAAUUACAUCCAGAUAUCAUUUUUGAUGGAAAUGGAUAUUCUACCUUUAAUAACUCUAUUACAUCGUGUUCAUCGGAAGAGGGUGAUGAAAACCAAGUAGAAAACAAUCGUUCAAAUGAUAAUACUUCUUCAAGUCUUUCCUCUUCCAUCAAUGAUAGUUUAGUUUCAUUGAUUGCUCUAUUACCAGAUGAAAACCAUGAUAUUUCAAUCAAUUAUGAUGAUAUGGUAGAUAAUACUUUAGGCAUUGAUCAAGAGGCAAACGUUAAUCUAAGAAAACAAAUGAAAAAUAUUAGAAAGAAAAACAUAACUCCAGUACCAAUUAUUAAAAAGGAUUUAGUAGCUGAAACUAAUGAUGUACAGCCUUGUUCUAAUACCCAAUCUAUUUCCACUUCAAAUACAGAUUCGUUAACAAUUUUACAGUCUGCUUCAAAAGUUAUUGCUAUUCCAGAUGUUAAUGAUGAAAUUAUGAAUAGCCCUGCUAAAACAAGUAAUGGCAAUCCUUUAAAAUUUUUUGAGCAAUUUAACCCUUCUCCAAAUGAUACUAAAGCUUCACCAUCAAAUAAUGGUACUGAUGAAUUAAAUUUGAAUUUUAAAUUUCCAAAUAAUCAAACAGAAACUGUAAAUGAUGACCAUAAAGAUGAUUUUAAUGAUUAUUUAAAAAUAGAUACCUCUUCAAAUGACGUAGCUUUCAAUUCCAGAAGAAGCAAAUUGAUUAAUAGCCACAAAUUAGACAUGGCGUCACCAGAACAUCAAAGAAGAAGAUCUCAUAUACACAGAAGAAGUGAUAGUGUUUUCAAGAUUAUACCAGAAGAUUUACAAUUAGAGACAAUUCAUGAGAACGAUAAUACUCAACCUCAAAAACAACUAACUGUGCCAAUAACGUUUGACUCUAAAAGUCACCUUACUAGCCCACCUCAAGUGAAGAAUGAAGGAAAUUCCCUAAAGCUAAUGGUCUCUUCACCAUUAAGAAACAUGGAAUCUGCUUAUUCUAAUGAUAAUAUUAAUUCAGACAUCACUCCAACGAAGACUAAAUCAAAUAGCUCUAAUCUUUCAUUUGCUGCAACUUCAACUCCACCAACCUCAAGCUUAGUAGCUCCUUCAAGGUCCCCGUUACGUCUAAAUCGUAAUUCCUUGUUAAAUACUUCUCAUAUUUCUAUACCAGAUUCUACAAAUGAUCUUGAUACUAACUCUCCUGAAAUGAUGUUCAAUAACAAUGAAGUAAAAAAUAUGGAAAACCACUAUUUAUCUGAUUCUCAUUCUCAAGAAACUACAAAUCAAAAUGGGGUCUCUCUUCUAACGUCUCAUCUCAAUGAAGACAUACAUCAAAAUAAAGAACCUUCACAUACUACUUAUACACAAGACAAUACAAACGAAGGUAAAUAUCUUUCUCCCAAUCCUCAUUUCCAGGGUAGUACAAUUCAGGAUGACAAUAUUUUCCAUACCUCUCAUACUCAAGAAAAUACAAAUACAAUCAAGUAUUCGUUCCCUCCUAGUCAUGUUCAAGAAGCUGAAACUCUUGGUAGAUAUUCUUUUCCACCUCCUACCCUACCAAGUAGUAAAACCCAAAAUGAGUACUCUUUCCCUUCUCUAAAUACACAAAAUAACGCGACUUUAAUGAAUGAUUCUUUACUAGCUGAGAAUGCCACUGGGACUGUCAACCAAAAUAGUUACACAUUUCCACCUAAAAGUGCUCCGGAACCAAGGAAUUGUAACUCCUUAAUGCCUUUAAACACACACAAAAGUGAUAGUCAAAGUUUAUUUUAUUUACCAACGAGUCUAACUGAGAAUGAAAAUUCAAACUUAGAAACACAUCAUAAUAAGCACAUCCAAGACAAAAGUCACAUAUCUAUUAACUCUUAUACACAAGAUUAUUCUGGUUUUAUUCCGGAUAUUUCUCAUAUUACAAUCUUAUCACAAACUGAUCAGGAGCAUGAGUCUUUAGAUAAUGAAGAUAUUAAUGAAAAUUUUGAUACCAAUUCUAAUAAUAUUCUAGAUGAAUAUCAGCAUGAUGAGGAGAACCAAAUUAUUCAAACAAAUGAAGUUAAACAAGGAUUCAGUUUGCUAGAAAAAACUACUAACAAAUAUGAACUAGAAGAAAUGAAACAAUAUGACCAAUAUUUUGAACAAUUUAAUGACAUGACCAAUUAUGAAGAAGAUUUAAAUUCACAGGAUAAAAUUAAUUCACAACCAGUUGAAACUACAACGAUAAGCCAAUUCGAUACAACAAAAUCAAAAACUGAUAGUAAGAGAGUUCCUAACAAUCAAAUUAAUAGACACAGGACAGAUAGCUUAGCUGAAGUUGAUUAUGAGAGCAUAUCGAAUGAUAAGGAAGAUAGUGACACGUUUUCCUUUGAAAUAAAAUCAGUUCAGGGUGAAGAAAAUAUUACACAGGAGAGUCUUAUGGUAAUAUCCGAAACGAAUAUAGAUUUGUCAUUUGACGGAGAAAAAUUACAAUUUCAACCUAGUAAGUUGAGUGAGAAGGAAUAUAUUGAUGAACUUACAAAAGGAAGUAAUCAGGCUACUAGUCCCAGCUUAAUCUCUUCAAUGCUAUCUAAAAAAGUCUCUUUAUCACAACCAUCUUCAUCUAAAUCUACCACUAAACCAUUAACUUCAAUGAAUUCUUUCCCUAUACCUUUAACUGAUCCCUUAAGCUUAGCUAAAGUUGCACCACAAAAUGUUGAUAAUUUAAUUGAUAACUCGGAUUUUUUUCUCAUUAAGACAGCCACCCAAAGAUCAGUUUCAAAUGUCGAAAGUAGUAUGUCCUCAAACUCACAAUUUUCCAAACAUACACAUAACACUAACUUGACAGCAUAUAGUUCAAAUAAUAACCAUACAUUAUUAGCUCCUGCCUCUACCAAUAUGAGUAUACUUCAAUCAAAGAAACCAAUAAACUUUGAAGAUAAAAUUACUAUCAACUCUUAUAAUGGUAAUAUUAAAAUGGAUGAUCCCAAAGAAACAAAUAGAGAUAAUUCUCCGUUUAAUGAUAAUAAUAGUGACCUUAGACGAAAAGAUAACAAGAGGAACCCUCAAAAUUUGAAAAGAUACUCAAAACAAAAAGUAGGAACCUCUUGCGAGCUACUAAACUUGUGUGAUGAGACUGCUAAUAAAGCUAGAGAUGUUUUAAAUCACUUAUCGGUGAGCAAUGAGCUACAAGAUAAUACCUACACCGACAAAAUUAGUAAAAUAUCGAGUAACAAUAACCAACCUAUAGUAAGAAGAAUGCAUACGCAACAAGAUGCUCUUAAAAGAUUAAGUAUGGAUUUAAAGGCCUAUAACAACAAUAUAUUGUAG